Schistocerca gregaria is the source of this 765-nucleotide messenger RNA. Its product is annotated as putative tRNA (cytidine(32)/guanosine(34)-2'-O)-methyltransferase. Bases 1 to 765 code for a protein of 254 amino acids. Gene Ontology annotation, cellular component: cytoplasm. Gene Ontology annotation, molecular function: tRNA methyltransferase activity. The record is from RefSeq and is a predicted model, not a curated record. The transcript has 5 exons. Lineage: Eukaryota; Metazoa; Arthropoda; Insecta; Orthoptera; Acrididae. Gene Ontology annotation, biological process: tRNA methylation; cytoplasmic translation.
AUGGGUCGAUCUGGUCCUGAAGUGCGCGACAUUUACUACCGCCGUGCAAAGGAGGAAGGCUGGCGGGCGAGGUCGGCGUUUAAGCUCUUGCAGAUUGAUGAGGAAGUGAAUCUCUUUGAAAAUGUCGAGAGGUGUAUUGAUUUAUGCGCGGCGCCCGGGAGUUGGAGCCAGGUGGUUAGCAAGAGGGUUUGGGCGUCCUCCAACAAGAAGGACAGGGUCAAGAUCGUGUCCGUUGAUAUUCAGGACAUGGCCCCGAUCGAUGGCGUGGUACAAAUCAAGGGUGACAUCACGAAAGAGAGCACCGUUGAAGAGAUUGUGAAGUCGCUCGGAGGAGAGCAGGUGCAGCUGAUCCUGUGCGACGGAGCGUCGGACGUGACUGGAUUGCACGACAUGGAUGAAUACAUUCAGUCCGGACUGCUUCUUUCCGCACUGAAUGUGGCGAUGCGUCUUUUGGAGCCGGGCGGCACUUUUUUGGCCAAGUUCUUCAAGGGGAGGCACGCCUUCUUGACCCACGCUCAGUUCAGGGUCUUUUUCUCCUCGGUCCAGUUUAUAAAGCCCACGAGCUCUCGUUCUCACUCGAUGGAAUCGUUCAUCGUCUGCGAGCGCUUCAAGCUUCCAAUCGGCUACGCGCUCAAGUCGCAGGCACUCCUCGAGGAACCCGGCGAGAAACGGACGCUGGGCGGCGACGGGCUGGCGCUCUUCGUGCAGUCUGGAGACUUGUCCGGAUUCGACGAGAUUCUGGGACUGGAAUCCAACGAUUCAUAA